AUGUCUGAGAGGCUCUCCAUACUCAACGACCCUCCCAAGGUCUUAGAAGGGCCACAACUCCUUCACAAGCUGAUACGGUGGGAUCGCCACAGUGAGAAAUGCGCUCUAGAUUUUACCAGCGGCGGUACUCGGCAACGAUACAUCUAUAGAGAUAUUCAGUGUCUUGUUGACUCUCUGGUGUUGCGGAUACAGGAGUCUUUACCCAAAAGGAGUUCUCAGACGGAGCAACCACAUCGCCAACAUAUCGUUCCAAUCCUACUUCCGCAAUCACCUUCUCUCUACAUUUCCCAACUCGCCAUCCUACAAUCUGGUGGUGCAUUCUGUCCUAUCAAUCUUGAUGCACCUCAGGAACGGAUUAAGUUCGUUGUCGAAGACGUCUCGGCGGGCCUGCUCAUCACAACUUCCGAGUUCAAAGAUGUUGUAUCUUGGGAAAACGGUCCAAUCGUCAUCCUUGUUGACGAAUUUCCCGUACUACCCAAGGGAGAGGUACUUCAACCAGGUGUGUCACGUGACAUGACUCCUGAGGACCUUGCCUAUGUGAUGUACACUUCUGGGUCGAGCGGAACGCCAAAAGGUGUGGCCGUUAGCCAUCUAGCAGUCUCGCAAUCUCUUCUUGCUCAUGAGAGACACAUUCCUCAAUUUAAACGAUUCCUUCAAUUUGCAGCACCCUCAUUCGACGUUUCGGUUUUCGAGAUCUUCUUCCCUUUCAUUCGUGGUUGCACUUUGGUUGGCUGUAAUCGAAGUCAGCUGCUCAAUGACUUGCCAGGAAUUCUCAAUGAAUUGGAAAUUGAUGCUGCCGAGCUCACUCCGACGGUAGUUGGAUCUCUUCUCCAAAAAAGGUCGAAUGCGCCGGGACUGAAACUGCUGUUGACGAUUGGAGAAAUGCUGACAACACCAAUUGUUGGGGAAUUUGGUGCCUCAGAGACAAAGCCAUGCAUGUUAUAUGGCAUGUAUGGACCGACAGAGGCGGCCAUUCAUUGUACCAUCUAUCCUGAAAUGGCAGCCAGUACAAAGCCGGGCAACAUUGGCGUUCCAUUUGAUACUGUCUCAACUUUCAUCGCAGCUGCUAGCACUGGCCCGGAAGAUACAGCCAAUCUAAAAUUCCUUCCAGUUGGGGAACUCGGAGAGCUUGUCCUUGGGGGACCGCAGCUGGCUCAUGGAUAUUUGAACAGGGAAGAGCAAAAUAAAGCAGCCUUCGUGACCUUCGAAGGUAGAAAUUACUACCGAACAGGUGACAAGGCUCGGCAGCUUGAUGAUGGAACGAUUGAAAUUCUUGGUCGAAUGAGUGGAGGUCAGGUCAAACUUCGAGGUCAAAGAGUUGAGCUAGGCGAAAUUGAGGAGGCCGUCUACAAGCAUCCAGGUGUAAAGACAGUCUCAGCGAUUGUGCUUGGUGGUGUUCUCGUUGUCUUUACUCUCGUUGGUGACGAAACACUGUCUGCUGAAGACGUGAUGAAGACUUGCGCUAAAUGGCUCCCUAAGUUUAUGUUGCCCAGCGAGAUCAUUCUGUCUCGAAACUUCCCUUACCUACCAUCUGGUAAGGUGGACAAGAAGAAGCUGGUGGCCGAUUACCAGCAACACCGAGACAUCGACGGCAGUGAAAGCGCCGCUAACCUGAAUGAGACAGGGAAGGCCGUUAAGCAAAUACUCGAAGAGCUUUUGGGACCCUUUCCAGCAAAGAUGCGCCUGGCAGCUAUUGGUCUUGACUCUCUCGUUGCUAUCAGAGUGUCAUCAAAAUUACGAGUGCUGGGAUUCAACGUCAGCACAGUUGCGAUAUUAAAUUGUGAUACAUUGAGCUCUCUGACGCGCCUCUGCGAAAAUUCUAGAACAGAACGUUCCCAAGUCUCAGACAGUCCUCAAAGGCACACCAUAGAAGACGUCGUAACGAUUUUGAACGGAAAUGCCAAGGAUGUUGAAUCAACGAUGCUUUGUACACCACUCCAGACGGCAAUGUUGGCAGAAACUGCUGUGGAUGAAAAAGCAUAUCGGAACUGGGUUGAGAUAGACCUACCGGAGACCCCAGAUAUACAACACGUAAUCUCAAACAUCCGCGCUCUUUCGGAAGCGAAUUCAAUUUUGAGAACCGGCUUCACGGAAUCUCUAGACUCGGAUGGUUAUGUCCAAAUCAUCUGGAAAAGCUUUCCGGACUCUAACAUCGAACAAGUCGCCAUGUUCAAUUAUGAGUUUGAUCCUUUGAAGGAUGCCUCUUUACACCAUCCUAUCCGAAUCCAGAUGCUCCAAAGUUCUUCCAGUAUGAAACUAUUAAUACACAUCUAUCAUGCUUUAUAUGAUGCCUGGUCAUUGGAGCUCCUUCUUGAUGACCUUGAUACUCUCCUUAUGGCAAAGCCACUCGCCAAACGUCCUCCCUUCGCCGAUGUUGUUGAAGGCUACGCUAACGGUAUCCUCAAAUACAAUGAUUGGACUUCGAAAGAUUACUGGAAAGAUCAUCUAUCACAUCUAGAUGUUAGACGGAUUCCGAGCUUCCACAGUCGCAACGCACCACCACCGGGGCUGUCUAAUACUCGCCUAGCGACUUCGAUUUCGACAUCAGAGGUAGAGGCAGCAGCCCGACGCCUUUCAUCCAGCCCCCAAUCUCUGUUCCAAGCUGCUUACGCCUUAGUUCUGGGAUCAUAUCUUGGUUCCGCAGACAUUUGCUUCGGCACAGUGUUUUCUGGUCGUACACUUCCCAUCGUUGGAAUCGAGCACAUUGCUGGGCCAUGUCUUGCAACCUUACCAGUUCGGGUAGACUUAUCCUUGUCUACGACGAUGCAAGACUUGAUUCGAGAGCUAAACACCACAAAUCGGAAACACCUUGAAUUCUGUGAUGUUCCUCUACGCGAUAUCAAAUCAGCCGGCUGUGUACAUCCUCGACAACUGCUCUUCGAUACUCUGCUCAUUUGGCAGCAAACCUUGCACGACCACGGCCAUACCAGGAAACACGUCAAACUGGUUGAUACAGUAGACAACUUGGAAUUCAAUUUGACCAUUGAAAUUAUUCCGAGUCCCGAAAACAUCGAAAUGAAGGCCAACUUUCAGCGUUCGCUUUUCCCCGAGUCCCAGGUCAAGAAUCUUCUGAAGCAAGUUGAACAACUUGUACGUGUCGUAGUUGAAGAUGAAGCGACGCCGUUGGAGGGGGUCUUCGAUAGAUUGAGUAGCGACGUCUUGUCCAUUGAAAAUGAAACACCCGAAUUGGGCUUAAAGGGGGGGUCCCUCUCAUCGCCGGUCGAGAGAAUCGCCGCUCAAGACCCUGAAAGAACUGCAAUAGAAUUCGCAAAAGCAAUCGGCAAAGACGAACUCGACGUUAGUUACGUGUCAUAUUGCGAACUGAACUCCAGAGCGAAUCAAAUGGGAAAUUACCUCCAGGCACAGAACGUCCUCCCAGAUGAACUCGUCUGUAUAUGUCUAGAGAAGUCGGCCGACUUCUAUACUUCUAUACUUGCCACUGCCAAGAUUGGAGCUGGAUACCUUCCUGUCACACCUGAUAUACCACCGGAGCGCCUUGAGCACAUUCUUCGUGAAGCGAAGGUCCAAGUUUUGAUGGCGGAGGCAGCUUCUAGACCUUUGCUGAAGGCUGUGCAAGGCCUGACUAUCGUUUACAUAGACGAAAUUAAUUUCGCGGAUUAUUCAUCCAAGGAUAUUUUAUCGAGAUCCUCCCCAAACAAUAUCGCUUAUUGCGUCUUCACUUCUGGGAGUACAGGCACCCCGAAAGGGGUAUUGGUGACCCAAGGAAAUCUUUUAAGCAACUUAGAUGUUCUGGAAGACCUUUAUCCUGUAUCCAAGGAUUCGAGAUUCUUGCAAUCCUGUUCUCAGGCGUUUGACGUGUCGGUCUUCGAGAUUUUCUUUGCGUGGAGAGUUGGUGGUUGCCUUUGCUCUGCCGUCAAGGACGUUCUUUUCCGAGAUAUCGAGAAUGCUACCAGGGUCCUCGAAGUGACUCACUUGAGUUUGACGCCAACCGUAGCAUCGCUGAUCGAGCCAAAGAAAGUACCGAAGGUUCAAUUUCUAGUUACUGCUGGAGAAGCUGUCACCCAAAAGGUCUUCAAUGCCUGGGCUGACAGGGGUCUCUGGCAAGGCUAUGGUCCCAGUGAGACCACGAACAUCUGCACCAUCAAUCCUAAGGUCACUAGAUAUGACUCCAUCAACAAUAUUGGCCCACCUUUUCGAAACACUUCGGCGUUUGUUCUAAGCCCAGAGCCUGAGUUUGGACUGGUGCCAAGAGGCGGAGAGGGCGAAUUCUGCUUUGGCGGAUCGCAAGUCUUUCGGGGAUACAUGGACCGAAGCCAAGAAGUUAGCAAGAUUAUCAAGCAUCCCAAAUAUGGGCGACUGUACAGAAGUGGCGACUUUGGUCGGCUGAUGCCCGACGGCUCUCUGGCCUUCACUGGAAGAAAAGAUGAUCAAGUCAAGAUUCGAGGCCAAAGAGUAGAAUUGGGUGAAAUAACCAAUUCGAUGCUUAGAUCUGGGGCUGUCAAAGAUUGUGUGACGAUGGUAAUUAUCAGUGAGGAUGGCACCUCGCAGCGAUUGGUCUCCUUCUGGACUUCAGGUCUCGAAAACUCCGAGAUCUUCGAGUGCAUCCACCCCAACCCAGAAAUCAUCAAAAAGUUGUACAAAGAUAUCGAACUCGCUCUCCCAGCUUAUAUGAUUCCUUCGUCAUUGAUCCCGGUCUCCUUCCUCCCCUCAACAUCACAGGGCAAAAUAGACAGACGAGCACUGAUCGGACAAUUUCGCUGCCUUAAUGCACAUUACCUGAAUCUGGCUUCUAAAACCGUGAAGUCUCCCUCAGACCAUACCUGGACGGACUUGGAACAAGAAAUCGCGACGGCAACGGCCAAGGUUGCAGGGGUCUCUUUGAACGAAGUUGGUCCAGAGACAUCUUUCUUCAGCUUAGGAAUCGACUCUAUCUCCGCGAUAUCAUUAUCGAGGGUCUUGCGACAGAGUCUUGACCUUGAGAUCGAGAUUUCAGACAUUUUGAAGCAUCCAUCAGUGGUGAGACUAGCCAACAGACUGGAAAUUCGUGGUCAAAAGGCUACAGCGAGUGAAAACACUUCUGCCGAUUCGUUUGAUUUCGGGUUUGACGAAAAUUUCCUCGAAUCGACGACUAGCAGAUUUGAGAAAGCUGGGAGAUCCGUGCAGGCUAUUUUCCCAUGUACACCGCUCCAAGAAGCAAUGCUUUCGGCAGCAGAAUCGUCGUCGGAGAAGCUCUAUGACAACCAUGUUGCUCUCAAUAUCAGCGGCCAGCUCGAGAAGAUCAAAGCAUGCUGGAGGGAAAUGGUUCGGAGACACGAAAUUCUGCGAACAUGUUUCGUGAGCACCGAUAUGUCAAGAUAUGUAUAUGCUCAAGUUGUCUUGACUGAUUAUGAUCUCGAAUUUGGCAUGAUCACAUCAUCGUGCGGGAGAAGUUCAGGUCGUCGAGAGUUUGAGCCACCCUAUGCAAUCGACGUGAUCAAAAGCAACGGAUCUACCAAGCUGCUGAUAUCCAUGCAUCAUGCUCUGUAUGAUGAGGUCGCUCUGAGUGUGCUUUAUGAAGAGGUCGAAAGCCUGUACCACAGCAAGUCCUUGCCUCCCUCAGUCUCAUUCUCCCCAUUCCUGAGAAACAUGGCCUCAAUGAACAUGGACGAAGCGGACAAUUUCUGGGGCACAAUUCUGAAAGACUGUGUGCCAUCCCGUUUCAGAAGAGCCCUACAACACUCUUCGAAGCAGCAGCGAAGCCAGAAUCCUUCCCGGAUUCAGAGAACGACUGCCAGUUUCUCUCUGAAAUGGGUCGAAGAAAGCACCAAGAAGAACAGCACGUCACUGUUAGCCAUCCUUCAUACCGCUUGGGCACGCCUUUUGUCUGAACACCUUCAAGAGACAGAUAUCUGUUUCGGCAAUGUUGUCAGUGGCCGUACAGUACCGAUCGAUGGGAUUGAACGUCUUAUCGCACCUUGCUUCAACACGAUUCCAACUCGACUCCAAAACAUUCAUACCCUCUCCUAUCUCGAAGCAUUUCGAAAAAUGCAAACCCUCAACGCAGAUUCUCUUCCAUUCCAGCUUACCCCUUUACGUCGUCUCCAGUCAAAGUUCAGUCCUGAUGGUUCUCGUCUUUUUGAUACCCUUUUCAUUUUACAACAGCCUCCCAGAGACCUUGAUUCCUCUAUUUGGUCAAUUUCAGAGGAUGACGGAGCCAUGGAUUUCCCUCUUGUUUGCGAAGUUGUACCGAAGCAUAGCGAUGAUACCCUUGAGAUUAUACUUCAUUCAUACACUUCAAUCUUUUCUAAGGAAGAAACAUUUGCUCUUCUUACUGGGUUUGAGGAGCGAAUCCAGACGUCGUUGCAGAAUCCUCGUCGCCAGAUUUUGUCCGCUGCGAUUCGAGACGAAAUAAUCACUGAGAGUGAGAAAAGGGAGACAAUUGAAUUACAGGAGUCAAGAACUGAGGAGUCAUUGACAACAAUGUCUGUAGAAGAAGAAAAGCUUCGGGACGUCAUAUCAAACUUCACAGAUGUUCCAUCUGCAAGAAUCGGACGAGAUAUUAGUAUUUUCAGAUUUGGUCUGGACAGCAUUAGUACUGUCCAGGUUGCAGCUCGACUUCGGAAGCAAGGCCACAUUGUAUUGGCAAGCGAUAUACUGGAGCGUCCCACAAUAUCUCAGCUAAGCACCUAUCUUUUACAGCUGGCCAGCAAGAGCACCAAAGCCAAGGAAUACGACUUCGACGCUUUUGAUCGCCAGCACCGGGAGACUAUCUGCUCGAAACAUAAUCUCGACGCUGGCCGAGUUGAGGCUGUCCGUCCAUGCACUGCUGUGCAGAAGGGUAUGCUUGCCCAAACAUUACACUCUGAUGGCCAAGAGUAUGCAAAUAGUCUGUGGCUCGAGUUACUGCCAGAGUAUUCGGUCUCCAGAGUGAAAGCCGCAUGGGAGACUGUGUGUACACAAUAUGAGAUGUUGAGGACCGGAUUCGCAUCAUUUGAUGAUCCGAAGCAUUCCUUUGUAAUGGUCAUUUACGCCAAAGAGAAUUUCUCUCUCCCAUGGUCGGAGGAGACUGAGGACAAUCAAACUCUGAGCUUGAAAAAUAUGCUGGAACGACCCUGGGCCUUGGCCCUUUUACAGGAGAAUGGCAGGUCCACAAUCAAGUUCACAGCACACCAUGCUCUAUACGACGCGCAGUCUAUCCAGAUGAUCCUCUCAGAUGUUGCCCAGGCAGCCGCCUCCCAAGCUUCCCCCAACCGUCCGUCAAUUAUUUCGCUGCUCGGAGCAAUUCUAUACAACAGCGAGGACGACAUCGAAGGCCAAAAACUCUUUUGGGAGAGAGCGGAGAACAAAAUCGUUGUCAACCGUUUCCCAGACCUCACUUCUCUUCAAAUUUCGGACCACAGAAGUGAAGUACGGGAAGUUUCUUCGAAAUCAACUGUCACAGAGCUAGAAGGACUCUGCAGACAAAACGGCGUCACAAUGCAAGCUGCUGCACAGGCAUCAUGGGCUAAGUUACUUGCUGCAUACAUUGGGGAGAGUUCAACAACCUUCGGAAUGACACUUUCAGGGCGCUCGAUUCACGAGGAAGCAGAUGGUAUCUCGUUCCCAAGUAUCGUGACUCUUCCGGUUCGAUGCGAUGUCACUGGCACAAAUUCCGCGCUGCUCUCAAGGACUAUGAACUCAAAUGUCUCCCUGCACAAAUAUCAAUUCACACCACUCACUUCAAUACAGAAGUGGGCUGGCUUCCCUGAAGGCAAGAUCUUCGACACUCUUUUUGCCUACCAAAAACUUCCAGGCAGCCUCGAGGACGUCGAGUUCCCGUGGAGAGUGAUCCGAGAGGAAGCUUCUGUGGAUUACGCCGUCUCGUUAGAAGUGCAACCUGCGAAAUCUGGCGAGCUGACACUUCGAUUGACAUUCCGUGUUGAUCUCAUUCCCCCUGAACAUGCAGAAUUGCUUCUCCGACAGUACGAUGCUCUUCUUCUGGAUAUUCUUCGAAAUCCUGACGGCCCCUGCGACCUUGCUCCGGACGUACACAACGAACUACUCUCAAUUACACCUGCGAAAGACUACGAUAUUGAUGGACCUGUCACACUUCUGCAUGAAUAUGUGGAACGAGGUGCACAGCAAUGGCCGAAUAAGACAGCUCUGCAAUUCGCAACGAGUCUCGAACCUGGCAACACAAAGAGCAGUUCGUGGACUUAUGAACAGCUCAACAAUGAAAGCAACAAGAUCGCUCAUCUGCUCUUGAAUCGUCAAGCCACUCCUGGGCAGAUCAUUCUAAUAUGCUUCGAUAAGUGUGCUGAAGCAUCAUUUGCAAUUAUCGGGAUCUUGAAAGCUGGAUGUGCCUAUGUUGCACUUGAUCCAAAUGCUCCAGCAGAACGACUGAAGUUCAUCAUCAGAGAUUCUGGUGCGAGUUUGAUGUUGAGUGCGGGAAAGCCUGGACAGAUGCUGCAAGGAAUUUUGGAUAGAGAUAUCAUCACGCUGGAUUCUCUGGAUAUCCUGGCAGGCUGUUCCUCUGAGCAACCACAAUUAUCUCGAGAUGUCACGCCUCACGAUGUAGCAUACUGCCUCUACACAUCGGGGACCACUGGAACGCCGAAGGGAUGCCUGAUCACUCACGAUAACAUGGUACACUUCUUGCGGGCAUUCCAAAGACUCUUUUCUGGACAUUGGAGCGAGGACUCGAAGUACUUGCAAUUUGCCUCAUUCCACUUUGAUGUCAGCGUCAUGGAACAGUUCUUCAGCUGGAGCAUUGGCAUCUGCGUUGCUUCCGCACCCCGAGACGUGAUCUUCGAGGACAUCACUGGCGCCAUCCAACAACUUGGAAUCACGCAUAUCGAUCUCACUCCUAGCCUUGCUCGCCUCAUCCACCCAGAUGAUGUACCUUCGCUAUGCAAAGGUGCCUUCAUCACUGGUGGAGAGCAGCUGAAGCAAGAGAUUUUAGAUGUUUGGGGCGAGCAUGCAGUCAUCUACAAUGGCUACGGUCCUACUGAGGCAACGAUCGGAUGCACAAUGUACCAGCGAGUUCCCAAGAACGGAAAACCGUCCAAUAUCGGGCCACAGUAUGAUAAUGUGGGUUCCUUUGUCAUGAAACCGGGCACUGAGCUGCCUGUUCUGCGUGGUGGCAUCGGUGAACUUUGCGUCUCAGGCAAGUUGGUCGGAAUGGGAUAUCUCAAUCGUCCAGACUUGAAUGUGGAGAAAUUCCCUACUCUCCAGUCAUUCAACCAGCGUGCUUAUCGAACUGGAGAUCUCGUUCGGAUUCUUCAUGAUGGAUGCUUUGUAUUUCUUGGUAGAGCUGAUGAUCAAGUCAAACUCCGGGGUCAACGACUAGAACUGAGUGAGAUUGUUGAAGUUAUCAGGAAGAGCUCGAGCGAUCUUCAAGAAGUCGUAACUCUAGUGUUGAAACAUGCCACGCAGCAGAAAGAGCAACUUGUCUCAUUCUUUGUCAAGUCAUCUCCUGAAGAGGACGGCAGCUUAAUCUCAACGAUGAGAGAUGCCUGCAAGUCUCGUCUGCCAGGAUACAUGGUUCCUACUCACUUCAUUCCUAUCAGGGCACUCCCACUGAAUGCGAACAACAAAGCCGACUCAAAGCAACUGGCUGCGAUUUACAACAGCCUUACCGUGGAUGACUUGCAGAGCUUGAGUCAGUCAAGCCAGCAAGACAAGGAAUGGACCGAGAACGAGAGGAGGAUCGUUCAGAUCUUGGCAGAAGCAAUGCAUAUUGAACGGUCAGCAUUGACUCGUAGUUCGAACAUAUUUGAACUCGGGCUGGAUUCCAUCUCAAUCAUUGGCUUUUCUCGGGCUCUACAGGAUGCAGGUCUGGAGAAUGCCAAACUCUCAGCCGUGAAGAACAAUCCUUCUAUUGGAGGACUUGUCAGAGUUCUGAUGGGAGGCACAGCUUUGGAUCAAGGACGAGAAAAUGCGUACGUCGCAGCAACACAAGCCAUGGCUGCAUUCUCUCAGCGGCACAUGGCCGAUGUGUGCGACGAACUUGGAAUUGAGAGCGCGGAUGUCGAGACCAUUGCCCCCUGCACCCCGGUUCAAGAGGGUAUGAUCUACAGAUUCCUGGAAAGCGAAUACCCGCUUUAUUUCAACAAUUUUGAGUUUCGUCUUGACCAACGAGUUGAUAAUGAGAAGAUGCUCGCUGCUUGGAACAACGCUGUGACUCGCCUCCAGGUUCUUCGAACCAAGUUUGUGUCGACUAGCGAUGGGUAUGCUCAAGUCGUGCUGAAAAGUGGUAUCGCUUCUUUGGAUGGUCCAAUCAUUGACUAUGAUUCUGCGGAGAAGUCACACUCUCUGAAGACGCCAUACACGCUCAGCCUUUGUUCUGUAAACAAUCUGACACUUCGGAUUUUCCAUGGGCUCUACGAUGGCAACAGUCUUACACUGCUGCUCCGUCGCGUCGUGGGGGAGUAUCGUAAGCUCGGAUCGAUCGAGUAUGGUCCGUCUUUCACAUCGUCUCUGCCAUACGGACCAUUAGCACAGGUACCAGGAGCCCGAGAAUUCUGGUCUUCUCACUUGGAACAUUGGACCCAUCAAACCAUGCCUACGAUAUUGGGGUCUACUGAAGACGUCGUUGCUACUGCAACCAUCGAUGACCUCGUCGGCUUCGACGCUCUCCGCAAACUGUUAGUUGCAACACCUCAAGCUGUGAUCCAAGCCGUGUGGCUCUCUGUCCUUCAAAAUCUGAUCUCAUCAAACCUCACAAUCGGUAUUGUCGCCUCCGGACGAGCCAUAGACUUUGAGGGAGCAGAUAGGGUCAUUGGGCCUCUUUUCAACACCAUUCCUUUCCACAUCAAGCUUCAACCUGGUACAUCAUCCGGAUCUCUGAUCACGAAAUGCCACGAGUUUAAUAUGCAGAUGCAGGAUUUCCAGCAUACGCCGUUGAAAAAUAUCCAGAAGUGGAGUCCGGCGAAACCGGGACAGUCUCUUUUUGAUACGUUGUUUGUCUUCCAGCGUCCGGAGAUGGAUAGCGAGAAAUUUGCGAAGGGGACUUGGACGCAAGUGGACGGUGGGCAGGUUGCUGAUUACCCCUUGGCGUUCGAAGCCAAUCUCAGUCCUGAUAGCAAGAGGCUUGACUUGACGAUCGUGGCUCAAGGUACCGCAAUCACCCAGGCCAGAGCUACGGAUCUUCUGGGGCAAGUUCUGGAGGUGCUGCACGAGACGAUCCAGAACUCUGGGAGGAAUAUCGUUUCUCAGCACGAUGGUGGACGAAUUGAGAAUGGAAGAAACGACCCUGAGGAGCAAUCUCAGGGAGCUUUGCUAAGCACCCCAACUGAACCUUAUACAUGGUCCAAUGAAGCACGCAAUAUGAGGAAAGAAAUUGCUUUACUCGCAAAAGCCUCUGAGGAGACCAUUGACGAAAACUCUUCCAUUUUCGAACUCGGGUUGGACAGCAUCGAUGUUAUCAAACUCUCAUCCCGACUGAAGAAACGAGCUAUCGUGAUCCCGGUCAGUGCCAUCAUAAAAUCACAGACAAUUGCGAGUCUGUCUCGCAAUAUCUCUUCUCGAUACAAUGCAGCCAAACGCGCGAGUGGGAAAUCCCUGGAGUCUAUUAGCCGUGAGCUUAGGACCUAUCUCGAGCACACCGGAAAGCUGCCGGUAGACGUCGAGACUGUCUUGCCUGCAACACCAUUGCAGCAGAGCAUGGUCAACGAGAUGAUCAAAUCCGGAUAUACGAGAUACUUCAACGUCGAUGGCUUCAAGUUAGCAGACAACGUCAAUAAGGAGAAGUUGAUGGCAGCUGUGAAGAAGGUGAUUGAGCAGUCGCCAAUUCUGCGAACGACUUUCGUGGAGAUUGGUGAUCCCAGAUUGCCACUCAGCUAUGCUCAAAUCGUUCAGAAGAAGCUCAAUUCUUCAACUGAGAACUUUUCAACCCGCAUUUUGAGACCGGGUGAAGAGUUUGAGGACUUUAUGGGUCGCUUCAAAGCCGAAUCCACGGCUUUGGCAAUUGAGAAGCAGGUACUAUUGCAGGUGCAUUGCGUUUCCGCAGAACAGUCCAAAUAUUUGGUGAUUGCCAUUUCUCAUGCACUGUAUGAUGGAACAUCUCUCCGCUCCAUUCACGAUGAUAUCCAGCGAACCUAUCACGGAGAGUUGAAGCCUCGACCAGAGUUCAUGCCGUUCUUGGAAGAGGUCUUCCAAUCAACAACCGAGGAAGCAAAGAAAUUCUGGAGGACAACUUUGUCAAACCUCCCCCCUGCAAGAUUCCCUCGAGAGGAGCUCUUUGAUGAUCUGGAUGGGAGUCAGAGCACGAGAUCGGAAAGGCGCUCUCGAGUUCCACUCCAGAAGAUCGAGCAACUUUGCAAAUUUUCAAGAAUCACCAUGCAAACCCUGGGACAGACUUGCUGGGCUCUCGUUCUGGCUCACCUGAUGGGCCAGCUCGAUGUCGUCUUUGGCUCUGUCCUCUCGUGUCGUGAUUCGGAAGACGCCAAUGAGGUUAUGUUUCCUUUGAUGAAUACUGUGGCUGUGAGAUCGGUACUUCAUGGAAGGUUACUCGACAUGCUGAAGUACAUGCAAGAGAUGAGCGAUAUGACAAGAGGUUAUCAGCAUUUCCCACUGGGGACCGCGCAAGCGUAUGCUCUGGCUUCAAGGCAGGGCCAAACCUCAACCAAGGAUACGGCACUAUUCGAUACUCUGUUCAUCUACCAAGGUCGCCGUUCGACAACCGGAAGUGAUCGGCUGUACGAGUCAGUUUACGGGGCUUCCGAUGUCGAGUUUCUAGUCUGUGCCGAAAUGGAGAUUGUUGAGGAUGAAUAUGUCUCAUGGACAACGGCUUGCAAGUCAGUUGCUGCCACAGAUCCAGAAGGGAUCAUCGAUGCACUCGAGAGUGUUCUCGAGCAUAUUAUUGGCAAUCCCGGGACUCAAACAAUCAUCACAGAUCCGGAGGGCAUUUCAGUCUGCGGUUUGCCGAAAUUCAAGAAAUCUGAGACCAAGACAGCGCCUGCUGGUACUCAGCCAAUAAAUGGUGUCGACGGUGAAUGGUCGAGUACGGAGGUCACAAUUCGCAAAGCCCUUCAUGAGAUCUCAGAUGUUCCUGAGGAUGCGAUUCGCAAGGACUCAACUAUUUUUCAUCUCGGUCUUGACUCGAUACUGGUCCUCAAGCUUCCUGCUCUUCUCAAGAAAUGUGGCAUCAAGCUUAGUGUUUCUGAUAUCCUCAGGGAACAGACAGUGUAUGGUAUGGCGAACGCUGCACAGGGUUCGAAAUCAGACGUCAACGGGACUCUAGAUGUUGACUCCAUCCUCGCAGCUGCGGUGCCUGCUGAAGAAUUAUCUUCUGCGCUUCUCGAACUCGAGAAAGAGGUAGGAGAGAUUCAGUACAUCAUGCCUGCGACGGCUGGAGAGUUGUUUAUGAUCAGACAAUGGCAAGCUUCUCAAGGAGCUAUGUUCUAUCAAACUUUCAUCUACUCUCUAUCUGGGCCAAUCGAUAGGUCGAAGUUUGAGACAGCUUGGAGUGAGCUUCUGGGACGGCAUGAUAUCCUUCGGACUGGCUUCUUGGAACUUGGUACAGAUAUUGCGCAGGUUGUGUUCAAGAACCCUAUGAAUGAGGUGAUCUAUCAUCCAGAGAGAAGUGACUCAAAGAUUCGGAAGCAUCGAAAAGACCUGAGGCUCCCUCCUGUGAACUUGGUGGUGGAGGGAGCUGAAGCUUCAUCAUCCAUAGUGAAGAUAAUGCUUCAUCAUGCUCUGUAUGACGGCAUCAGUCUCCCAAUCUUGAUAAAGGAGUUCCAGUCUUUGUACCGAGGAAAGGCUGUGACGGAAACUUCACAUGGAUUUAAAUCAUUCAUCGCUCAGUCAGUCUCAGCGUCAUCCCCGAAUUCGAUGCAGGAGAAAUGGAAGUCAUAUCUAAACCACUGUACACUAUUUCCGAGUCGCAGCACCGACGAUACCGCAUUUACGAAGAGCAAGAAGCGAAUGGAAGUCUUCCAUCCCCUAAACCAAGUAUCAAAUAUCAAGCAACUCGCUCAAGACUCAGGAGUCAGCAUCGACGCCCUAUUCCUCGCAGCAGCUUCCAAGAUCUACGCUUCCAAACUUCCUUCCGACUCUGCCACCCAAGUCGUCUUUGGCAUCUACCUCGCAAACCGGUCCCCCUUCGGGGAAGACCUUUCAAAUCUAGUAGCACCAACACUCAACCUCUUGCCGCUUCGUGUGCAAGAUCCGCUUUCUAGAACUAUUCCAGAGCUUGCGAAAGUGAUACAGAAAGACAUCCACAUGAUUAGCAGCAAAGAAAUGGUGUCUGCUUCACUGGCUGAUAUUUACACCUGGACUGGGGUGCGAGUAAAUUUCUUCGUCAAUAUUUUGAAGUCUGCCAAUCCUGGAAUUAAAUCGAAGCAAGAAAGCAAGAGAGAGGAGUGGAUCGCAGUACAAGAUCUGGGAAAGAGAGCAGAGGUUGUGGAUGAAGUUGUGAAUGAGGAUAUAAAGGUCCCGAGCGACGGAAGGUGUGAUGCUUAUUUGUCAUCAGUUGAUCUAGAGUUCAGAUAUCACAGGGAUGAUAACAAACUGGAUGUGGGUGUUUUCGCGCCUACGGAGAUGCUGCCAGUUGAGGAGGCGGAGUCCAUGAUUGGGGAGUUUCUGAGGGUCUUUGAGUGA
Hyaloscypha bicolor E is the source of this 14520-nucleotide messenger RNA. RefSeq lists its product as uncharacterized. Gene Ontology annotation, cellular component: cytoplasm. The record is from RefSeq and is a predicted model, not a curated record. Gene Ontology annotation, biological process: secondary metabolite biosynthetic process; amino acid activation for nonribosomal peptide biosynthetic process. Lineage: Eukaryota; Fungi; Ascomycota; Leotiomycetes; Helotiales; Hyaloscyphaceae. Bases 1 to 14520 code for a protein of 4839 amino acids. Gene Ontology annotation, molecular function: phosphopantetheine binding; catalytic activity. The transcript has 4 exons.